Molecule: messenger RNA, 912 nt
Organism: Neltuma alba
Lineage: Eukaryota; Viridiplantae; Streptophyta; Magnoliopsida; Fabales; Fabaceae
Product: photosystem II reaction center PSB28 protein, chloroplastic-like
Exons: 2
Coding region: 83-622 (179 amino acids)
Biological process (GO): photosynthesis
Cellular component (GO): photosystem II; chloroplast thylakoid membrane; photosystem II oxygen evolving complex
Source: RefSeq, a predicted model, not a curated record
CCACAAUUCUGCUUCUUUUCCACUUCUGGUUCUAUAGGACGCUUUCUCUUACUCUCUCUCCAAUCUCUCUCUCCUCCUCGCAAUGGCAACUCUCCACUCUCUUGCAUUGUCGUCUCCGCUCCCUAACUCUCUUCAGAAGUCCCGUUCUUUCUUAGUCUCAUCUUUGGCUGUUCAUCGAAGUACACAUUCCUCAUUCAAUGGCCAGUCUUUAUCCCUGCCUCGUCUGAGGCUGCCUUCGGUAGCACUAAAUCCUCCAACACGCGGACCCAUUAUUAUGAUGGUCAAACCAACCAUACAGUUCAUCCAAGGAACAGACGAGCUAACGGUGCCAGAUGUAAGGCUCACUAAAUCGAGAGAUGGAACAAAUGGCAUGGCUAUCUUCAGGUUUGAUCAGCCCUCAGUUUUCGAUUCUUCUGGUGAAGUUGGUGACAUCACAGGCUUCUAUAUGAUUGAUGAGGAAGGUGUACUUCAAUCGGUUGAUGUGAGUGCCAAAUUUAUCAAUGGGAAGCCUUCGGGAAUUGAAGCCAAGUAUGUAAUGCGAUCUCCACGGGAGUGGGAUAGAUUCAUGAGAUUCAUGGAGCGGUACUCCAAUGCUAAUGGUUUGCAAUUCAUUAAAAAAUGAGUCAUUGUGCUAACUCUUCUCUUUUCCCCACUCUUCUUUUUCCAUUUGUCAUGAAGUUGGCUUUUGUAUUAUAGUAGAAUAAUGGAUUCAUGUGCAUGUAAAUCUAUUCACAUACACAUAUCCUUCUGAGUUCAUCUGAAUUGCAAAAAUUUUGCUCUUUCUGCUGUUGUCUAGAUCUUACCAGACUCUUUCUUGGAACUGAGUUCAUAUAGCUCUUGGUUAUAUGACUUCCUAUAGUAUGUUUAUCUUGCUUUGAAGUUAGGCGAGCAAUACCAUGGAGCAUUACAUUA